Molecule: messenger RNA, 1215 nt
Organism: Recurvomyces mirabilis
Lineage: Eukaryota; Fungi; Ascomycota; Dothideomycetes; Mycosphaerellales; Teratosphaeriaceae
Exons: 3
Coding region: 1-1215 (404 amino acids)
Source: RefSeq, a predicted model, not a curated record
AUGCCUCGAGAUCUAUUGACCAGCCACGAUAUCGUGAUUAUCCGGCGAUCAUACAGAGCAUCUAGAGCCUGGGAAAGGACGCUACAACGGGCUAUGCUGGCUUUGAGCGACCAACAGAUGGUGGCAGGUAUCGCUGUCCUGAUUGCCGGUUUCGCGGGCUGGACCACGAUGUCCGUUUAUCACUGGCAGGUCGUUACUUAUCUCGGAUGGCUAUCAUCAAAUGUGCACCUCACUACUUUGUCCUUCCUACGGGACUACCUUCGGCACAAUACGUUACUGAGAAGAUUCCGUCUUGUUGGCAUGGCGCUGCUUGUUAUCUUGCUAAUAGUAGCGCUUGUCCCGACGAUCUCGAACUUUUGGACAGCCACUCUAUACGCAAAGACCAGUGGUAUCAUUCCGUCAUGCUGGACGGCGCAACUACCGGUAUGGUGUACUACAGGCUCGGAAGCUCAGGCCCUUGGAUUGGCGGUCUUCGAGGCAGGCGAUAGUUAUCUGAUCGAUGGCCCUGGCCUUGGAGAUGUCAAUCCUGAUGCUGUGGUUUCCUACAUCAUACUGGUUGGCGGAUUCCUCUGGAAAGCCGGUAACCUCGCUGAGACAACUCAAGGCUUCUUACAGAAGUGGCUGUGGCGAUUUCCAAUGGCCAUCCUAGAAAGACCACUGAGGAGUCUGGCUCGGAGAAAGCAAGUCAAUACCGUGAGUCUGGACUCGUCGGAAAACGCAUGGAACUUUGGUCAAAUCCUACCAUUACUACUCCUCGCCUUGCCCUUGUUGGCAGUCGUGGAAGCGCUAUACGAAAAAGACAAUCAUCGCACUUCGUCAGAGGACUAUCAAAUGAGAACAGCGAUCACGAAUGACUCCUAUACUGGGCUUCUUGAUUCUACGAGCCACCAAUCUACAGCCCUUGCUGAGUCGUCCCAACCAGACUCCCAUCUCAGCAAGCUGUUUGCGCAGCUGCGAUUUGAGACACCAGAUUCUGCAACCGAGCUACGACACUCCCUGUACAGCAGCAAGAUGUUCAAGGCCGUCUUACUGCUCUGGCAGUUCUUUCUCAUGCUGGCGUUUGGUUAUGUGGUAGGCAUGAAGGUGGUGUUUGCCAACCAGCCCUAUGAUGUGCAGCUUGAAGCUGCCCUUGGUGGAAUGUUCUUGUGGAUCGGUCUGAUAUCCACGUGGUCCGUGACGAUGCUAUCAGUUCGUUGGAGUAAGCUCUACGAAUGA